Molecule: messenger RNA, 897 nt
Organism: Cucumis melo (muskmelon)
Lineage: Eukaryota; Viridiplantae; Streptophyta; Magnoliopsida; Cucurbitales; Cucurbitaceae
Product: putative calcium-binding protein CML19
Exons: 1
Coding region: 375-797 (140 amino acids)
Molecular function (GO): calcium ion binding
Source: RefSeq, a predicted model, not a curated record
UUUUGCUUUUCAGGUUUUACAUCAAUGAAUGAUUCUUCUUCUUCUUCUUCGCUGAAUUAGGGCUUUUCCACGUUUUCUAGACUGUUUAAUUCAUUGUUUAAUCCCACCAACAUUUUACACGCACAAUUCUUUAUUCAACAAUCGACUUCAUUGAAUCGGUGUAACCUAAAAAAAAAAAAAGAAGAAAGUAAUGGUCGACCAUCCACUCCACCAGUUGACGGCCACUACCAUUCUCAUUUACCAAUUCCGACGGUCAAACCACGGAACCAGUACGCGCAUUCUCUUUCAUAUAAUUUCACACCCGAUUUUUCCCCAAUCCCCCAAUUCUUCAACUUCAUUUCUUUCUUACUUACCCUUGGCUCGAAUUCAAAAUCAUGGACAAAAUCGCAUUGUACGAGAAGGUGUUCAAGCAAGUCGACGGCGAUGGCGAUGGGAAACUCUCUCCUCCGGAGCUGCAGCGGUGUAUAUUGGGAGUUGGGGGCAGUUUGACGAUCGAGGAGGCGGAGACGGUGGUUGAGAAAUUGGAUUCGAACGGUGAUGGGUUGGUGGGAUGGGAUGAAUUUGUUGAAUUUGUGGAAGGAGUUGGAGAGGAAGAGAAAGUGAAUGAUUUGAAAGAAGCGUUUAGGAUGUAUGAAAUGGAUGGUUGUGGAUUUAUAACGACGAAGAGUUUGAAGAGGAUGUUGAGUAAGCUUGGGGAAUCAAGGAGUAUUGAGGAUUGCAAGAAAAUGAUUGCGAAAUUUGAUCUUGAUUCUGAUGGUGUUCUUAAUUUUGAUGAAUUUAAGUUCAUGAUGUCUUGAACUUUCUUCCAUUGUAGCUUCUCAACAUUUUUUUGUUUUGUUUUGUUUUGUAAUGGUAAUAUGAUUGCUUCUCUGAUUUUGUUUUUCUUUAAUGGGUGCA